Messenger RNA from Fibroporia radiculosa, 414 nucleotides. RefSeq lists its product as uncharacterized. The transcript has 5 exons. NCBI's taxonomy places the organism in Eukaryota, Fungi, Basidiomycota, Agaricomycetes, Polyporales, Fibroporiaceae. Bases 1 to 414 code for a protein of 137 amino acids. The record is from RefSeq and is a predicted model, not a curated record.
AUGUCCAGUACAUUGUCCCCACCACAUAAAAGCGGGUACGCAUCUCCAGCCCCAUCAUCUGCAACCCCGCCAAUCACCAAACCUAACGCACCUUCAAAACCUAAACCCACUAAUGUAUUCUCUAACGAUGGCUCUUUCUUAGAGCGCUUUCAGAGAAUUAAGAAGGACGAAGAAGAGACGAGGAAACAGGAGGAGAUUUUAGCGAGGUACGCGAAACGCAAUUUUGACGAACGCUUUAAAAAGCGGGGCAAACGCCCUCCGCUUGAUGCUUCGAAUUCAGAUUCUACUAUAGAACCUUCGAGGAAAAAGCGCAAGACGGAUGAACCCAUGACAUCGUAUCAUAACCAAGUCCGCAACUACGCAGAUCGUAGUUUGAAGGAUGACGGGAUCGGCGUCAGACCAUUAGUCAAGUAG